CUGCCCUCACUUUGUUGGUGCUGACCUACAUUCCUCCGAGGUAGGGUGGGCGUUCUGUUGGCACCCAGCCUUGCCUGUUUCCGAAGCCGCUUCUAUUUCUCCUCGCUUCUUGCCGCGAGCUGAUUCCUUUCCUUUCCGUAGCCUCAACGGUUUAGUCCCAUGCAUUCUCCAUACGCUUGAGACCCUUUCUUGGAAUGACAUCCACCUACUGGCUGUAAUGGCCAAGUUCGAUAUCCUCACUACCUGCCGUUCCUUCAUUUGUUAAAUUCUUUGUCGUAUCACUUCUACUCGUCACGCGUUCACAUUCUAGUCGCUCCUUCUAUUCUUACCACCACCGCAUUGGAUCACCAUCAACUCAAUCUCGCCAUCUGUCGUAGUUCGGGACAAGAGCACAUGCAGUAACACACAUCGCCGCGAUCAUGGCUCCUCCCAUUGGCCAAGGCAGUCAUCCGAAGGUGAUGAUUGCGCCUCCGCGGCUGAAUCUUCGCAGAGCUGCCUCGUAUCAAGGAGAAAAGGCUCCUUUAUCGUCUACUUCAUCACGAUUCAAUUUCAACCAUCUCAUAUUUUCUUCGCCGCCACCCUCACCUGGCCUACCAGCGUUAGUUCCGCGGCCACGCAAGUCAUCGUCAGCGCCGAGACCAAGUCGAGUUCUGAGGGUGUUCAUUUGGAUAACGGGGUUAGCAAUCUUUGUCCUAUUUGCAAGCUCACUUACACAAGGGGGGAAACGGAUACCGGUGGUUGGGUGGACUUUCGAGGGCGAUGCACGCUAUGAGUUGGUUGGGCAUACCGAUCUACCGAAAUACCCAACCCCGAUUGUUCUUACCAACGGGCACGGGAAAUCGAAAUGGACCGUCUCUAUACCUCCAACUCACGAUUUCCCUCUCUCCAUGAAAGAAUAUUCAAGCAUAUGUACCAAAUGCCAAGAAGUCGCUGCUCAUGCUAGGGAGCUCCGUCGCCAAUCACCAUUACAACAAGCACCGCAGGAUUACUAUUAUGAGGAUCCGUAUUUCAUAGACGUCCGAGAUGCUGAGAAGAAAGGAAUCUUCUCGGAUUUCGAGAAGAAGAGGGCUACCUCGGAAACGCACGAUGGCCACCUGGUGGGACAAAGAAAUGAUGGAAUAGCAGAUAUAGAAACAUGCAGGACGUCCUUGACCUUCGUACUUGAAACAGCCGACGCGGGAUUAGGACCUUCUUUGAUGAUGUUAUGGACGGCCUACGGCCUUGCCCAGAAGGAAAAGCGGGCGUUCUUCAUCGAAGACUCACGAUGGGCUUACGGCAAGUAUACCAACAUAUUCCAGCCGUCUCCCGUACAAAACUGCAAGCCACCACCAAGGCACCAAAUGCUUCCAUGUCCCCGAAGCGCAAAGCAUCUUGUUGUGUCCGCCGCUACAGCUCAGGAGAUUUUCGGAAGUAGCUUCAAUGCGGAAUACGAAAACACAAAGCGGACCGAUAUCAACCGAGAGCGGGCAAUUUAUGAUCUCGCUCGUAUAGGAUACGAAGCAUUAUUCCAUCUCAACAACGACGACAAACCCUAUGUGAGGGAUCGCGUCAAGCAACUAAAGGCACAGGCCGUCGUGCCACAAGGGAACUACAACGAUGGGACAAUCAUCGGGAUACACGUCCGACAGGGAGACCUACACCCAUUCGAAUACCAGUACAAUGGCGCAUACAUGCCUCUAGACCAAUACGCGCAGAAGUUCCGAGAUCUCAUCGACGAACGCCACAACUUCAGCACGCCGCUAGGCGGCGAGGACAUAGUGGCGAAGCAGCACUCGUUCAUGGUGAUCGCAUCGGACAACCCGGACGUAUACGAGGCGGACGAGUUCAAGGGCGCCUUCCGCGCCCAAGAACAGAUCAAACUAGCGGGGAAGCAACAUGCCGAAGAAAGCGCUCAGCACGAGAAAUGGGUCAUGCACAAGUUCGAGGAAGAAGCGUUCGGUUGGGAGGGCGGGUUCUUCGCGAGCAUGUUUAAACAUCUGGGACACACGACUUUACAUAAUAAUCUCGAGGAGAAAGACGACGACGACUCUAAGGGAGAAGGGGAAGAGUUUGAUAGUACCUCGGAGGACACGGUCCGGCUUCGCGAGCUCGUCGGCCGCGCGUAUGUCAUGGAUCUCGCGGUCCUCAGCGAAGUGAGCGACUCCGUCAUCUGCACUAUGAGCGCGAUGGGAUGUCGACUGCUUGCUGUCAUGAUGGGCUGGGAUAAGGCCAUGACGAGAGGGAACUGGGUUAAUAUUGACGGGGGGUUCUCGUGGACUGGGAUUACGGUGUAGUGGAAGUGGUCUGGUUGGGGUGAAAAGAAAGAAAGAAAGAAAGGAAAAAUAGGAGUUGAAUGGGAGCUUGUUUAUGCAUGGUAGGCGUUUGGGAGAUAGAGCUGGACUGAACUGGCAGGGUAAGGCAUGGCAUGGCAUGGCAUUAGUCGUUUAUAUGUCGUUUAUGAGUACUUGUGUGUGAAACUCAUUGGAUGGUGGCGUUUUAUUUACUAGGUAGUU
Messenger RNA from Xylaria bambusicola, 2492 nucleotides. RefSeq lists its product as uncharacterized. The coding region runs from base 420 to 2273 and encodes 617 amino acids. Gene Ontology annotation, molecular function: alpha-(1->6)-fucosyltransferase activity. The transcript has a single exon. NCBI's taxonomy places the organism in Eukaryota, Fungi, Ascomycota, Sordariomycetes, Xylariales, Xylariaceae. Gene Ontology annotation, biological process: protein N-linked glycosylation. The record is from RefSeq and is a predicted model, not a curated record.